This is a messenger RNA of Plasmodium vivax (malaria parasite P. vivax), 1626 nucleotides long. RefSeq lists its product as hypothetical. The record is from RefSeq and is a predicted model, not a curated record. The transcript has a single exon. Lineage: Eukaryota; Apicomplexa; Aconoidasida; Haemosporida; Plasmodiidae. The coding region runs from base 1 to 1164 and encodes 387 amino acids.
AUGAAGUACAAAGCCGCAGUCUGCAUUUCGACGGUUUUGCUUUUACUACAGUGCCAAACCGCAAAAACCAGAUCUACCAAAAUUUCGGCCAACAACCAAUUCAACGCCGCCAUUGGAUCGUUAAAGAAAGAAUUUGAAUAUCUAAAUAUUAAGAACGAAACGGGCGCUGAUACCACAUGGUUUAAACUCCCCAAAGGUUUUGAGUUCCUCCAGGGAAAGAUAGAACAAGAAGGGAAUGCACACAUGUCCACAGAGGAGGGACUAACUGUAAAAAAUGAAAAAAUCGAAAACAACGCAGAAGCUUCCCUUGGAAGUAUAAAUGUGAAUAUCCCUCAAUGGGGAAACGACCUCAACAAGUUUAGACAAAAAAAGAGGCUAUCUAGAAUGCUAGCCACUAAAGGAAAAGGUCAGCAGAAGGGAGCUGGAUCUCUUAGGGGAAAACCAGGAGGAGUGUUCAUGCCUCCCAUGAUGCCGGGUGCACCUAUGGGAAGUAUGCUUGGUCUAAAUGGAAAAUUCUCUCCAGGAAUGAAACCAGCAAUGCCUUGGUCUCCACCUGGAGCAUCACCAUGGAAUAAAGGAAAACCUUCAACCCUUUUAUGGUCUCCAGGUGCUAAACCCAAGCAAACCCCACGAUCACCAUGGGCUCCGCUUCCACAGAAAAAAACAAAAGGUGAUGACAAGAGCGAUAAUGGUAGUGUCAAAUCAGGUGAUGAUGGGGAAGAAGAAGAUGGAGCACCAGGUAUAGGAGGAAAUGGUGGCUUAUUUGGUGAAUAUGACCAACUGCUCGGUGGCAUUGGUGCUGGAAAUCCCCUUUUACAAGGUUUUCUAUCUGCUGCUGGUGGUGCAGGUGCCGCAGGUGCCGCAGGUGCCGCAGGUUUGGCUAAUGCUGCACUCGGUAUGAACCGAAACAUGGCUCCUCGACAAGGGCUCCCAUGGGGUGGAAGAACUGAUUUCUUCAAAGGUAGACUGCAGUAUUCCUCCAAGGGUAUUAAAAGAACUGGAUGGGGUAAGUUCUGUUAUUUCUUCAAGAAUUUACUGUGCUGUCUGUUUAUUUUCGCAACCAGAACGCCAUUAUUAGCUGGAGGUUUGGGAGGUGUUUUGGAUAACCCAAUGGUUGGAAGUGUUAUAGAUUUGGUCCAAAGUGGUAUGAUGAGUACUUAUUAAUCAGAUUAUUUUUGUGCCGACAACGCGCCUUUAACCGGCCGCUAAUCGCUGCAAACGCGCAGAUGACGGGCCACAUAUGUUUAUGUAGACUACUUCGAAGCACACGCGCAGAAGCUAUUUAUGUGUAUACGUAUAUUUAUAUAUAUAUGCAUGUAUCUAUGCACGUAUGUGUGUAUGUAUAUUUACCCCCCGUGCAUGGCUCAUUUGUUUUAUUUUUGAAGUCAUCCAUACGUGAAUACAUACAUACAUACAUACUUGCAUACGUGCAUGCCUUUCUUUCGGGGAGAAGCGGGAAAAGGUCGAACAGCGCCUUGCAUGGCCAGAAAAUUUUUUUUCCUCUUUUUUAUGUGCCUUGUGGAUAUAUGAACGCGACCAAUAUAUGUAGAAGUACCGAAAGGAAUAUGUCCUGACAUGAAAUGACAAAUGUGUAAAAUGAAUGUGUGCAGAAGGGGGGAGGUGGAG